Jaculus jaculus (lesser Egyptian jerboa) is the source of this 5453-nucleotide messenger RNA. It is a transcript of the gene Ehbp1l1, whose product is annotated as EH domain binding protein 1 like 1. Bases 278 to 5428 code for a protein of 1716 amino acids. Gene Ontology annotation, molecular function: protein binding. Lineage: Eukaryota; Metazoa; Chordata; Mammalia; Rodentia; Dipodidae. The record is from RefSeq and is a predicted model, not a curated record. The transcript is spliced from 20 exons.
UGCGGCUCCAGGAAACAGCGCGCUCUCUCCUCUGCGCUCGGGCCAGCAGCUCGCGCCCGGGCCGUAGAUCCAGACCACCCGGUGGAGUCCUGGCGGUAGCAGCGGAAAGCACUGCCCUGGGUACAAGCCUCGGACAUCUCUGCCCAGACGGGGCGGACCGGAUAGGCGACGCAGCAAGGAACUCCGGAGGAGGCCAUGGGGAGCCGGGCAGGGUCAGUGGUGGGGGGUCAGCGGAAGACUUGGAUCUGAAAAGCGGGCAAUAGGAGCAGCGGGGACCAUGACCUCGGUGUGGAAGCGCCUACAGCGAGUGGGCAAGAGGGCCGCCAAAUUCCAGUUUGUGGCCUGUUACCACGAGCUGGUGUUGGAGUGCACCAAGAAAUGGCAACCUGAUAAACUGGUGGUGUUAUGGACCCGGCGAAACCGGCGCAUCUGUUCCAAGCCUCACAGCUGGCAGCCUGGCAUCCAGAAUCCAUACCGUGGCACCGUGGUGUGGAUGGUCCCUGAGAACGUGGACAUCUCUGUGACACUGUACAGGGACCCUCAUCUGGACCGGUACGAGGCCAAAGAAUGGACACUUAUUAUUGAGAAUGAGUCCAAGGGGCAGCGGAAGGUGCUGGCCACCGCUGAUGUGGACCUGGCCCGCCAUGCAGGGCCUGUGCCUGCUCAGGUUCCGCUACGGCUACGGCUGAAGCCCAAGUCGGUGAAGGUGGUGCAUGCAGAGCUGAGCCUCACCCUCUCUGGGGUGCUGCUGCGUGAGGGACGUGCCACGGAUGAUGACAUGCAGAGUCUGGCCAGCCUCAUGAGUGUGAAGCCUAGUGAUGUGGGCAACUUGGACGACUUUGCUGAGAGUGACGAGGAUGAAGCUAAUGGCCCUGUAGCCUCUGAGGCCCGGGCUCGAGGCUCCCAGCCAGGCAGGGGCAGUGCCCUGAGGCCAGGGCGUUUCCCAGAUCCCUCUAGGGAGCUGAAGACACUCUGUGAGGAAGAGGAUGAGAGCCAAGUACGGCCCCAGCAGGCAGCUGCCAGCCCUUCUAGUGCUGAAGAUACCAGCCCUGCCCCUGUGAGUGCCCCUGCGCCCCCAGCCAGGGCCUCCCGAGGCCAGGGGUCAGAACCAGCCGCUGUAGCCGGGGGCCAGGUGGGGCCUAAGGCCCCAAGGCCCCCAGGAUCCCCACGGGAGACAAGGUCCUCCAAGCAACCAAGCCAGGACAUGGCGCCCACCCCAGCCCCUCGACUCCGGAAAGGCUCAGAUGUCCCCCAGUCCCCAGAUCCCCACAGGGGAGAUGAGGUCCUUAGCACCUCAGAGGUUCCUCCAGCAAGAGUGGGUUCUUCUGGGGAGACCCAGGCUUGGCCCAGCCCACAGGAUGGAACAGAGGAAACCAAGCCAGGCCCAGACAUUGAGGAUAGAGGCACCAGAGACACCUUGAGAGGGCAAAGAGCCAAGGUUGAAGAGGAGGGGGUGACUGGGGACAGUUCAGAGGCUAGUGGGGUGGACAAUGAGCAAGGGUCAAGAGUCCAAGAGAACAUUAAGAGGUCAGGCAUCACAGCUGGGGAGGCUGAAGAGAGUUCAGAAUGUAGUCAACAGGAUGCUGAGCAGGGGUCAGAAGAAGCCAAGGAGAGACCCAAGGCAAGACUCAGGGCGACUCCAGAGGCUCCUCCUAGGAGCUCACAAGGAAGGAUGGGGGUCAGGGCUCAGGAAGAGGCUACCACAGAUCUGAGCUCACCUCUGGCUGAGCCUGCAGGGCAUCCAGUGCACCUUGGUGUUGCCAGGGCUGCUGAAGGACAGGAGGGAGAGAGCACAGAGGUGAGCGGCACAGCCCCUGGAAUUGGGAGGUCAGUUUUGGAGCAGGGCCCCUUGGCUAGAGCAGCAAGCACUGGGCACCACAUGAGCAGGUUCCAGGAAGUGGUAUCUGGGGAUCUAAGGGCCCCGCAGGCAGAGGCAGAAGCUGAGGAGUCAAAGCUCCUGGGAACAGAGACUGAGCUGACAUCACAGGAGGUAUUAGGGACCCAGAAGACAGAUGCUUGGGAACCAAGGUCCUCAGAAAUAGAGACUGGGACAGCAGAAGCUGAAAUAUUGGGGUCCCAAGAGACAGAGGCAGCAAGAUCAGAGGUCCUGGAGUCAGAGGCUGCUGGGACAGCAAAGUCUGAGGUACUGGUCCUGGGGACCCAGAAGGAAGAGGUGGGAGGUCCAGGGUUGCUGGGGAUAGAGGCCAGGGUAUCAGAGUCUGAGGAUUUUGGGACCCAGGAAAUACAGGCUGGGGGUUCUGAGAUAUUAGAGACUCAGGAGAUUGCAGUGGGGAGGCCUAGGGUAUGGAAGAUGGAGGCUGAGAUACUCAGGGCUCAGGAGACAGAGGCACAAAUUUUGGAGACACAAAAGUUAGCAGCUGAAGGAUCAGGGGUUCUAGGGACAGAAACAAAGAUGGCAGAAUCUGAGAUAUUGGUGGCCCAGAAGAUAGAGGAGAGCAAUGGGGGGAUCCCAGGGACAGAAACUGAAACAGCAGAAGCUGAGAUAUUGGAUACCCAGGAGAUAGCAUCUGGGGGUUCAGAGCCCCUAGGUAUACAAUCUGAGAUAAUAGAGGCCCAGGAGACAGAGGCAGGGGGUUCAGAAAUUUCAGUAAUAGAACCUGAGACGGCAGAAGCUGAUAUACUGGGGACCCAGGAGAUAGCACAGGGUUCUGGAGUGCUUAGGAUAGAAACAAAGAUACCAGAAUCUGAGAUUAUGGGGACCCUGCAGACAGAGGUAGGGGGCUCAGGGGCUCUGGAUGUAGAACCUGGGGCAAGAGAAGCUAAGAUAUUGGGGACCCAGGAGAUAAGAACUGGGGGUCCAGGAGUCCCAGGGGUAGGAGAUGAGAGAGGAGAGAUUGAGAUAUUAGAGAUCCAAGAAAUAUCUGAGGGUUUGGGGCUUUUGAGGAUAGAAGCUGAGAAAUCAGAAUCUAAGGUAUUAGGGGUCCAGAAGACUGAGGUAGAAGGUUCUAGACUACAAGAGACAAAGGCUGAAAUAUUAGGGAGGCAGAAGGUGGCAGCUGAGGAUUCAGGUGUUCCAAGGACGGAGACUGAAAUAGCAGAGUCUGAGAUAUUAGGGGCUCAAAACAGAGAGGCUGGGGCUUGGAGGGUGCCAGGGAUAGCUUCUGAAAUAGCAGAAACUGAGAUUUUGGGGACCCAGGAGUCAGAAACAGGGCAUUCAGAGAUUCUAGCAACAGAAGCUAAGACAGCAAAGUCUGAGAUAUCAGGAGCCCAGGAGACAGAGGUAGAGGAUUUAGGAAUCCUAGCGAUAGAGAGUAAGAUAGCUGAAGCUGGGCUGUUGGGGAUCCAGAGGAAAGCAGCUAGGGGCUCAGGGACCUGUAGGAUAGAAGCUGAAAUAGCAGGGUCCUGGGAGGCAGAGGCCAGGGAUUCUGAGGUCUUGGGGCCAGAGGCUAGAAUGGCAGAAGCUGAGGCACUGAGGGCCCAGCGGACAGAAACUAUAGUUUCAGAGAAUGAAGAGGCAAAGACUGAGACUUUGGGGGUCCACGAUCCUGGAGCCUGGAGAAUUCUCAAAUAUGAGGCUUUAAACACCCCAGUCACUAAGCAAAGCAUUUCAGGACCCCAGAAAGUAGAGGCAGAGGUUUUAGGUGUACAAACAGCAGAAAUUAAAGUUUUAAGGUUCCAGGGGACAGAGACUAGAGUUUUGGGAACAUCAGAGUCCAAAUCUGGAGUUUGGGGGCCCCAGAAAGAAGAGGUGAUGGGUUUAGAGUCCCCAGAGAAUAAAUCUGGUGUUUUUGAGGCCCAGGAAGCAGAGACUGGGGUCUUGGGAACCAAGAAGGGCAAAGAAGCCAAGGAGAGCCUUCCAGAGGCUAGCCUGAUCGAGACACAUGUGGCCAGUGGGUCAGGGGCUGGGGUGCCCAGGUCCUCAGGGGCCUCUUCCCCAGAGGAGCCGGAAGAGGACAGGAGGCUGCUGAGCAGCCAGGCACCACCUGCCCUGGUCAGCUCCAGCCAGUCCCUGCUUGAAUGGUGCCAAGAGGUCACCACUGGCUACCGUGGUGUCUGUAUCACCAACUUUACCACAUCCUGGCGCAACGGCCUGGCUUUUUGCGCUAUUUUACAUCGAUUCCACCCGGAUAAGAUAGACUAUGCCUCCCUGGACCCGCAUAACAUAAAACAGAACAACAAGCAGGCUUUCGAUGGCUUCGCGGCCCUGGGCGUGUCACGACUGCUGGAGCCAGCUGACAUGGUACUCCUGUCGGUGCCCGACAAGCUCAUCGUCAUGACCUACUUGUGCCAGAUCCGCGCCUUCUGCACGGGGCAGGAGCUGCAGCUGGUGCAGCUGGAGGGCGGCGGCGGCGCGGGCACUUACCGCGUGGGGAGCGCCCAGCAGAGCCCGCCCGACGACCUGGACGCCGGCGGCCUGGCGCAGCGGCUGCGCGAGCGCGGGGCCGAAGCGCCCAGGGAGGUGGUGAACCGUGGGGCUGGGGCGGUGCCCAAGGCGGCCUCCAGAGACGUGGACCCGGGCUUCACCUCCAAGGACGGCGAAGCCGAGGCGUCCGCCGACGGCCUCGGAGCCCGGACGUCCUCGUACUCCGUGGCCCCCGCGGAGGGACUGGUGAACGGGGCGGCGGCGCCGGGCGGAGUGAAGUUGAGGCGGCCGUCGGUCAACGGAGAGGCGGGGCCGGUGCCCCCACCCCGGGCGCACGGCUCCUUCUCCCACGUGCGGGACGCCGACCUGCUGAAGAAGAGGCGCUCGCGGCUGCGGAACAGCAACUCCUUCUCUGUGGACGACGCAGACUCGGGGACGGGACCUGCGGGAGCUGGGUCUGCGGAAGGCUCUAACCCUGACACCAACCCUGACCCUGGACCACCCACAGCCACAGCCCUGCAGCAGCACCCUCCUGGUGGGAGUCCUCCACCUGAGGAACCACCCCCAGGUCCAGGGGAAGAGCCUGGACUGCAACGGUUCCAGGACACAAGUCAGUAUGUGUGUGCCGAGCUGCAGGCCCUGGAACAGGAGCAGAGACAGAUAGAUGGGAGGGCAGCUGAGGUGGAGACACAGCUGAGGAGCCUCAUGGAAUCAGGUGCCAACAAACUGCAGGAGGAGAUGCUGAUCCAGGAGUGGUUCACCCUAGUUAACAAGAAAAACGCUCUCAUCCGGAGGCAAGACCAGCUGCAGUUACUCAUUGAGGAGCAGGACUUGGAGCGGAGGUUCGAACUGCUGAGCCGGGAGCUGCGGGCCAUACUGGCCAUUGAAGAAUGGCGGAAAACGGUCGCGCAGCAACACCGGGAACAGCUCCUCCUGGAGGAGCUGGUGUCCCUGGUGAACCAGAGGGACGAGCUGGUCCGGGACCUGGACCACAGGGAGCGGAUCGCCCUGGAGGAGGACGAGCGCCUGGAACGCGGCCUGGAGCAGCGACGCCGCAAGCUGAGCCGGCAGCUGAGCCGGCGCGAGCGCUGCACGCUGAGCUGAGCGAGCUCCGGCGGCUCUGCGUGCC